UCGUAAUGGUCGUAAUCGUGUUUCGAAUCAUUUCGAACCGACCUGAAUCAUUCCGACUCGGUGAGGCCUGUGGCACGUCGUAUGGGGUUAUACCGCGGAAAAUGAUUCGGAGCACUGUGUCCUGCAGGAUCGUCACGGUGCUUGCGGUAAUACUCGAAAUCUCGGCCACCAAACAUUGGUAUGUCACGGAAAAUGGGAGAAUUCAGCCGCAGCAUGACAGUGUCUUUGAUAUGCGUCGACCAUAUGAUCUUUUGGGGUUUUUGGAGCAGGAAAAACGCAGGGAAACAGCCGAUGCCAUAUACAAAAAAAUAUCAAGGAAGGAAGUAUCCAUUGACAAUCAGUUUGUUGGUCUAAGCAUGGCUGAUGCAGAAAAUUCAAAUUCAGACUGUUUCUCGUGGGACAAAUCAUUGGCUGACGUUGACGUGCACGCUAGUAUAAUAAUCGAUUAUAGACUUAAAAAUGGCAUAGACCAAACUGAUUAUAUGUUAUAUAAUGUGGUGGCUAAUAGUAAACCAACAGUUCCUGAUUGUCAGAAAACAUUUCCGUUAGAUUUUAGUAUAUACACAUUCGAACAUCUUAAAGCAAUGCAGAACCGAAAAAAUCUUACGCAACAUGAAGAACUCAGCUUAAUGAAGUAUCUACCGUUGAAUACUGAUCUUAAUCAAUUUGGUCAUCAACUUGCCUACAGCUUAUCUCGCAAUAAUACCUCUUGGGUAUAUUUGAAUCUAGCAUCGAUUUAUUGGCGGAUUAGGGGAGAUGCUUAUAAUGCUUUAGAGUGCAGUCGUAGAGCGAUUGUAUGUGCUCCAAGGCAAUAUCGUGAUAUUCCUCUUCUGACUACUGCUGGCAUUUUACACGCUGCAAGAUGUUCUGGCGAAGCCGCGAUUAUUUUACAUGCGGCGAUAGAUUAUAAUCCAACAGAAUGCUAUCAUCACCUGGCGCUGGGCCACGUUUAUACGUCUCUCGGCGACUUCGAUCGAUCUGCAGCGUGUUAUGAUAAUUGUUUGAAAUUGGCACCUGACACACUAGAAGCCAAACAGAUGAAAUAUGCCAUAUUAUGUCAUCGUUUUUUAGAAACGUCUUUGCUAUUAUUUGAUCAGCGCUUGCGGAAUGUGUUGUCAGAAAUACAUGCAUAUCACGACUGGAAGGAAGAAUGGUUUAAACUCUAUGAGCAUAUGCUCUGGGAGCAAAAUAUUAAAUCUGCUACCAGAGAAAUUAAGCUCGCUUUUGCGCGAGAGCAGAAUCUACAUUUACUUACAAUAAAUCCGGUUGAAAGGUCAAUUCAUCAUAUUGAUAAUAAUAUUAUAUUAUCUUACAUGGAUUUGGGAGACAGGAAAAAAAUAGCUGAGAACAUGUUGCAGAAUGUUCAUGUUAGUCUUCACCUGUUGAAAAAUUUACAAAAACAAGUAAAGGAGCGCAGCAAUCGUAUUACAAAAGACAUAAUUACGGAACUUAAUGUAGAGUACAAUAAUUUAUUUGCAUCGCCAACAAGAAGUCCAAAAUAUCACAAUGUGGAAAUUAAGAAAGGAAAUGAAGAUUUUGAAGCUGAUUAUUGGCCAAAGAUAUCUGACUGUGAUAGUUCUAUGCUAAUGUUUGGAGAUGGAAAACAAUACUUACCUAUUUAUUUAUCGCCUGAAAACAAAGGUUACGCAACACAUUUGUUCGUAAAUGAAUUGAUCGAUAUAGAACCAUGGAAAAAGCAUCCAUUACCAUGGCAUCCACCGAUAUGUCAAUCACCUAAAUCGUUUAAUGAAAGAUAUAUUACGCAUAUGUUGCUGGAUGCAACUGUGCAGCAGCAUUCUCCAGAUAUUUCUCUGAAACCAUUUCUACAUAAUUUGGUUCAUACUGCUGAUUUAGCAGAAAUUGGUCAAAGAAUUUUGACGGCAACUGAAGCGAAAGUAGCAGCUCCAUGGGUAUUAUCCAUGCUUGCAUCUUUACAUUGGAGAAUAGUAGGAAAACCUCGUUUAGCUUUGGAUUGCCUCCAAUUAGCAAUGGAAAAUGUUCCUAAAGAAUUUAAAGAUGUACCUUUAGUUAGUAUAGCUUCGAUAUACCAUAAAGUAGGUUUAAUUGACGAUGCUUUAAGAAUUACGGACAAAGCUUUACAAAUUAAUACUGUGGAGCCAAUGACUAAUUUUUUGUUUGGUAUAUUAUUGAAUAUAAAAGGAAAUUACACAGGAGCUAUACAUUAUUUGAAACAAGCAUUAAGGGUGGAUUCGCAUUUAUAUGAUGGUAGGGCAUUAAUGUUAUUGAAAACAUUAGCCUGUCGUGAAAAAUUUAAUGUUAUCACAGGUAAUUGUCCAGGCUGUGAAGAACAAAGAACUAAUUUACAUAAACAUUCUACGAACCUGCCUUCUGUAUUACUUACUAAGUAUAAUUUGCAAGCAAGUGAUACAUUUUUGCGUAAACGACAAGUCAAGAAUUGUAAACAUAUUAAGUACGUUUCAACAAAGACAGAAGAAACAGGCAUGAAUUGUUGGAGUAAUCACAAAAUCGGAUUAUUGGACGUGUCAUACUAUAGUAAGAAAGAACAUGUACGUCAAGGUCUUAUACAUUCAUUAUUACUCCCUAAUAGUGCGACUAAAUUACAUGAUCCACAUGUGCAUAUGACCAGAAUUUCAGAUAAUGACAUGCUACGUACAUAUACUGAUUAUUCAUCAUUUGAUAAAAUUCCUGACAAUCAAAAGGAGUCAUAUUAUCCAAGUAAGGAUGAAUGCGAUGAGCUUAAAUAUGAAGACUGGGCUGCUUCUCUAUUCGUAUUUCAUAAAUUUAUACGACGAAAUGUGACCAUCGAAGAUGAGAUCGAAUCAUUGGAUGAUGAUAUUCCGAAUUUACAGCCAAUAUGUAAUAAGAGUAACUCUGAAAUGAGUCGUGUAACUGAGGUGGUGCAAUUCUCGCAGUUACUACAAUACAAAGCUGAACUUGAUAUGGCUGAGUGGCUGAUGAUGAUGACUGGAACGCAGAACGACACUUUGCAAGGACUCGGGACCAAAAUCGCAUUUGCUUUGCAAAAACAUUAUGCUUCUUGGACCUUGGCGAUAGCCGCAUCAUUUUAUUGGCGUGUGGCAGGCGACAGUCGCAAAGCGCUGGAUUGUAUGUGGCAAAGCCUAGAGAAUACUCCUAAGGAUAUGCAAGACAUACUUCUCGUAAACCUGGCGUCUUUACUUAGCUCGCAAAAUUAUUUCCAUGAGGCCCUCGAAAUCGCUCAGAUAGCACUCUCAAUUGGUCCGGAUUUCAUAAUUAAUCAUUAUGUUGUUGCUAAUCUUCAUGCUGCUUUGGGUGACUUCGAGACUGCUGCAAGUUUUUACAGAUCUUCACUUGAUCUCGAUCCAAAUUUUGAACCGGCUAUUACGAGAUUGCGAGUGAUACUAUGUUUCUUGUUAUUCGAUGAUAAAAAAUUCGCAAUGAGUGAGAUACUGCGGAAUAUUUUGUAAAAUUACCUUUUGCAAAUCGUUAAUGCGAAGUAAUUUGACGAAAGUGCCUUUUUACAUUGUUAAUACGAAAAAUGAGAAGGAAUGUACGUCACAGUAUUAAAUAUGAAAUGA
This is a messenger RNA of Mycetomoellerius zeteki, 3539 nucleotides long. Its product is annotated as tetratricopeptide repeat protein 17. The transcript has 17 exons. Gene Ontology annotation, biological process: actin filament polymerization. Lineage: Eukaryota; Metazoa; Arthropoda; Insecta; Hymenoptera; Formicidae. Gene Ontology annotation, molecular function: protein binding. Gene Ontology annotation, cellular component: cytoplasm; actin cytoskeleton. Bases 6 to 3428 code for a protein of 1140 amino acids. The record is from RefSeq and is a predicted model, not a curated record.